AUGAUCAGUGAGUUGCCUGAAGCUUUGCUUCUACAGAUAUUGUCUUUACUUCCAACAGAAGACGUCGCAGCCACUAGUGUCUUGUCUAAACGAUGGCGUACUCUUUGGAAAGUGGUGCCUAAGCUCAAGUUUAUACACGAUGGCCUGACUGGUCUCCAGACAUUUUCAGAAAAUGUUGGCAAGACUUUGCUUUCACACAAGGCUCCUGUUCUACAGAGUUUGCAUCUCCUUGUUAGUUUUGACAAAGAGGCUAGUAUGGAUCUUGGAGUAUUAAUCGGGAUUGCAUUUGGACUCCAUGUGCGUGAGUUAAAACUCGAAGUUUACUGCGAGGAAGGGUUAUUCACAUUUCCCCGAAGUUUGUAUAACUGUGAAAAACUAGAGACUUUGAAACUCGUUACUUCUUGUGGCUCAAUUCUUGUAGAUGUCCCUUCUUCGGUUUGUCUCAAGUCCCUUAGAACUCUACUCCUUCACGAAGUGGAAUACAAGGACGACGAAUCCGUUGUCAACCUUUUGUCUGGCUGUGUUAGUCUUGAAAAUUUGGUGGUCAAACGAAAAAGACAUGAUGUUGUGAGGACUUUCACUAUAGCAGUGCCAUCCUUACAAAGGCUAACAAUUACUGAUCAGACUAAUGAUUCGAGCUAUGUGAUAAAAGCUCCUUUUUUGAAAUACUUGAAGAUCCAAGGGUUUAGUGGUCUUGGUUCUUGUCUGUUUGAGAACGCCCCUGAGCUUGUGGAGGCAAAUAUUAGCAUCGAUUAUGUAAUCAGUGAGAACAUUUUGGGAUCACUCACUUCAGCUAAACACCUUUCCUUGAAUAUAUCACCCGUGGAGUGUACGUUUCCCGCCGGUAAAAUCUUUCAUCAGUUGGCACAUUUGGAGAUAUGUACUUAUAAAGCCGAGUGGUGGAAUCUACUUACGCUCAUGCUUGAUACUUCUCCUAGAUUACGAGUCCUCAAGCUCAUUGGUGGUACCAGAACUCGAUGGGAUAUAUACAGUGGAGGUAUGGCUUGGGGAAAAUGGAUUCAACCAAAAAAUGUUCCCGAAUGUUUGUUGUUCCACCUUGAAACGUUCGUCUUGUCCGUGUGGACAUGUCACAAAGGGAAACUAGGGGAUGAGAAAGAGGUGGCCAAAUACGUUCUAAAGAACGCAAGUCGGUUGAAAAAGGCAACUCUCUCCAAAAAUGACGUUAAUUUGGAAGAGAGAGUUAAGUUGGUCGAUGAGUUGGAAAGUGUGGUCAGGGCUUCGAGUUCAUGUCAGCUUGUGUUCGAAUGA
Microthlaspi erraticum is the source of this 1269-nucleotide messenger RNA. The record is from the annotation of a GenBank genome assembly. Lineage: Eukaryota; Viridiplantae; Streptophyta; Magnoliopsida; Brassicales; Brassicaceae.